Messenger RNA from Helobdella robusta, 1743 nucleotides. RefSeq lists its product as hypothetical. The transcript is spliced from 14 exons. Gene Ontology annotation, cellular component: cytoplasm. The record is from RefSeq and is a predicted model, not a curated record. Lineage: Eukaryota; Metazoa; Annelida; Clitellata; Rhynchobdellida; Glossiphoniidae. The annotation marks the transcript as partial. Gene Ontology annotation, molecular function: metal ion binding.
GAGAGAACAAACCUGUUAACAAUCUGUAAGCUGGUUAUCAAGAAGAUACUUAGUUCCUCAUUGAAUCCAUCCAUUCCAUUUGAUAAUGAUCAUCCCCUACUCAAACAGUUCCUUAUCAUCAUGGAGCACAUAUUUUACAACAGGCUAAGAGAAGUGAAAGUUUUCUUGAGGGAGAAGAAGAGUGCUUGGUCAGCCAUUGAACAACUAGCAGGAGAGUCAACUGACCUCAAUGAAGUCGUCAUCAGUAUUAAAGAAAUGAAUGAUAUCAGGAGUCCACUUGGUCGACUUCGAGGCUGGUUACGACUGGCCUUGAUGCAAAAGAAACUGUCCGAGUACUUUGUGCUCCUACUUCAACACAAGGAUGAUCUUUUGAGAGACAUUUAUGAUGAGGAUUCUUUGAUGAUGUGUGAAGAUGCCCUGCAGUUGAGUGGCUUGUUGGUGGGCCUCAACUGCCUCGAUUGCACAUUUGUCGUCAAACAGUGCAAUCUUGAUGACGAGGUUGGCUCUGUUUUUCAUUUAUCUAAUCGCGAUGCUAAUGAUGCCGACAAGCAGAUUGUGGCCAGCCUACUCAGUCAGAAACAAUACAUGGAGGAAGUGAAUAGAAACCAGAGAUCGACAAUUGACAAUUUGAACCAGAAGUUGGAGGUGCUUUCGUCAUCUAAUAUCCUGUUGAAUGAAGAGAUGAAUGAUGCGAAAUGCAAUAUCAUCAAGUUGCAGGAAGAAAAUACGAGACUCAAGCAUCAAGUCGUCCUCGACCUGGAGAACCAUUCUAAUCAGAUGAAGAAUGUAGAGAAUGACAUGGAGAUAGAGAGGAAGACCUACUUGCAGUCACAGAUGGGUCUCGAUCAACUCUACUUGGAUGCUCAGAAGAAUUUCAAUGAAGAAGUUCAUUUGAGAUUGGAGAUUGAAAAGGAAUUGAGCCACCAGAUAAGUUUGAAGCAGGAGAUGGAGGUGGGCAUGAAGUUGUUGGAGACCGAUGUGCACAAGAAACAGGACCUCAUCGUCUCACUGAGGAAACAACUUGAGGACAUCAAAUCAAUCAAUGUCAAACUUUCUGACGAUAAUAAGGAACUUGAAAGCAUGCAUACACACAAAGUUGACAUGCUAACGAAACUUGAGUUCAAGUGCUCACAAAUGUGCUCCGCCAUAAAAGACCUUGAAAACGAAAUGGAGGCUCAGAAAUCGAACAAAGUGCACAGCGUAGAAACCAUGAAGCAAUAUGAACAACAGAUUUAUGAACAUGAAAAUUUAAAAUUGUCAUUAGAAACUAGUUUAAAAAAUGAGAAAGAUCAUAAUGCGAUGCUGGUGAGAACUUUGGAGGAGGAGAGAAAAAAAAUGGUGGAGGUGCAGAUGCAACUUCAGUUCAUGAACAAGAUCAAGCAGGAAAACGAAUCGUUGAAGAUAAAGUUGAAAGAACUUGAGGUGCGGUGUAUGGAGCAAGAAGAUGCUCUGACCGAACUGGGAUCCCAUCUUAUUCACACGAAGUUGAAGGUGGAGAACAUGAAGGAGGAACAGCUGGUGACGAAGGAUGCGCAGUGGGCCGACGACAAGGAGAUCACCAACUGCACUCAGUGCCAGAAACAGUUCUCUGUCUCCAGAAGGAAGCACCACUGCAGGAACUGUGGCGAGAUCUUCUGCAACGACUGCUCCAACACCAAAAUGCCCCUGCCAUCCUACGCCAAACCUGUCCGCGUCUGUGAUGCCUGUUGUACUAAACUGCUUAAAAAAUCAUGCACUUCCUGA